Molecule: messenger RNA, 1518 nt
Organism: Adineta ricciae
Lineage: Eukaryota; Metazoa; Rotifera; Eurotatoria; Adinetida; Adinetidae
Source: the annotation of a GenBank genome assembly
AUGAAAGACACCCUCACAACUCAAUUAUCUUCAUCACAUAAUCUUUGUUCUAAUUGUCAUGUUCGUGAUGUUAUUUAUUUCGCUCCUAUUUAUCGUGGACCUGUAUAUAGUCUUGGUCUUCAUACAUCUGCCAUGGUUCAUCUUGGUCAUUAUGCAUCCUCUACUGAUUAUCAUGCUCCAUCUUUUCCUACAUGUACUUCAACUGCAAUAACAAAUCAAGAAACAACAUCGAAUUUAAACAUUAUAACAAGUACAGAACAAUAUUUAACAUCUGAUCUCGGUAGUUUUUGGUCAUUUGAUAAUAAUACAGAUGAUAGUUUAGCAGAUUUUAAUGGUAUAUCACUUAAUUCACCGAUAUAUCAAACUCCUGGAAUAAAUGGUUAUGGUUCCGCUUUAUUAUUUAAUUCAACAAAUGAACAAUAUGUUAAAAUAUCAAAGUAUAGAGAUUUGUCUUAUAGAAGUUUUACAGUAGAAAUGUGGUUCUAUUGUACUUGUUUAUCAAUGGAUGAUGAUUAUGGAUUUUUUGUGCAAAGUCAUAUUCAAUUUAAAGAUCAUACAUUGCAUUAUAUAAUUCGAAAUUUUUCACUUUUCAUGGGUUUUUAUGAUGAUGAUCUUCGAGGUUCAACUAUGAUUCAGUUAAGUACUUGGUAUCAUGUUGCUUUUGUAUAUGAUUAUUCAUUAUUAAAACAAUCAAUUUACUUGAAUGGAAUACUUAUUUGCAAUACAAUAUCGUCUGGACCUUAUAAAGGUACAUCAGGUGCAAUUAUUAUUGGAAAAGCUGAAUCAUGCUGUGUUUCACCCAAAAAUUUUUCUGGUGUCAUUGAUGAAGUAUCAUUAAAGAUGAAAGUAAAAAGUGCUAGUGAAAUCUUAGAUGAUGCAACAUUAGUUACAAAUCAUUCAUUUGAUUAUCAAUCAUAUUAUGAUUCAAGUUCACUUCAUCUCAAAGGAAAAUAUACAAAUGUAACAUUUGUCAAUGGACGAAUGAAUAAAGCGAUUCAUUUUCAAUCAAAUUUAUCUUUUUAUCAAAUUGAUGGAUUUAUUCUUCUUGGAGUUUCUAAUAAAUCAUAUUCUAUUACUCUAUGGAUUUAUCCAGAAUCAAUUCAAGGAUCAAUUCUUCUUCAACAAACAACAAAAAUGACUGGACAAGAUUGGUGUAUCUAUUUACUUGGAUUUUCUUCUAAUGGAAAUAUCAUUGGAACAAUUUGGAACGGAUCAUUAGAAGAAAUUAUUGGUCCUAUUUUACCAAAUAAUGUUUGGUCACAUGUUGGUUAUACUUAUUCAAGAAUAAAUGGAUUGCGAUUAUAUGUUAAUGGAACAUUAAUUAAUAGGAAAAAUUCGAAUUUAAAUUAUAUUGGUUCAGAACAAGUGAAUACAUUAAUAUUAGGAAACUCUAUUGAAAAUAUUUCGUGUAAUUCACAAUCAAUUAUUUCCGAUGUUUAUAAUGGAUCUAUUGAUGAAUUUCGUGUUUAUUCACGAGAAUUAAAUAAUAAUGAAAUUUUUCAACUCGCUAAUCCAUAA